This is a messenger RNA of Rhineura floridana, 2576 nucleotides long. It is a transcript of the gene TMEM171, whose product is annotated as transmembrane protein 171. Bases 391 to 1164 code for a protein of 257 amino acids. The transcript is spliced from 4 exons. Lineage: Eukaryota; Metazoa; Chordata; Lepidosauria; Squamata; Rhineuridae. The record is from RefSeq and is a predicted model, not a curated record.
UCACUGUCAAGUCGCCGCCCUCCGUUUGAGGAUGGCGGACGCAGGCGCGUCUUUUCUGCUGGGUCGUUAGGGGACUUCUUCGCCCCAGAGGGCGCGCUUGCCUUACUCAGGAAGACAAGCUGGCCGGGUAAAUAGGCAGCGGCUGUUGGGGAAGAGGAGAGAAAUCACAGCGCGGCUCCCGCUCAAGGUCACUUCGGGCGGCCCAAAGCCGGUGGCGUUAACGCCCGUCGCUGAAGGUAGGCGGCUGUCGGCCACCGACACAGCACCUAGAGAAGAGGGAAAGGCAGCGCUUACUGAGCCGUUAUGCUCUGAGGCCUACUGAAGUGUUGUAUCAUUCUGAUCUCCAUAGAAGAAAACUUAUUCCUUGGUUUGAAAGGGAAUUUUUAAAAAAUGUAUCCAGUUCCUGGUUCCAUGCAUGGAGUAGAAGGAGAUAAUGGACAUCCUAGGAAACUUAUCUCUUUCCUUUUUGUUUUUGGCAUUACUUUUCUAUGUGCUGGAUUUCUGCUUUCAAUAUUUGUGUUGCAGACAUGUCCAAAUGGAGCCUUUGGUGACUGUAAAGGAGCCCUUAAAAUCAUUGGGCCUCUGCUUGCUGUUGCUGGACUAGUCUGUAUAAUUCUGGCACAAUCAAGAGCUAAAGGCUACCUCAGAGAGGUGCAAUUGCAAGAUGACCAGGUGUAUGGGUUUGUUUUUUGCCGAGGGAACUGCCAGUUUGCUCAGUUCCUUGUCUUUGGUUUUUUAUUUUUAACUAGUGGGAUGCUUAUUAGCGUCCUUGGCAUUUGGAUUCCUGGAUGUAGCCCAGGAUGGCACUACCAGCAGUUUAACCAUAGCAAUACUUCUAAUGUUGAACUCCAAGAUUGUGGGUUCCAUUCUGUUCAAACCAUGGGACCUUUGAUCGUGCUGAUUGGAUUAUGUUUCUUUGUGAUAGCUCACAUUAAAAAGAAACAAAACAUAAAUCUCGUCCAUGAAUCUUCUGUCAAUGAAGAAGAGCAACUGAAUCCUGAAUCAUUUCAAGUUACAGUGGGUGAUACUGUAAUGAUAUUCCCCCCUCCGCCACCACCUUAUUUUGCUGACUGUCCUCUGCAAACAAUAACUCCUAGCCUGGUGACAAGUGAUUUGCCUUUAGGUGAAAAUCCUCCACCAUAUCACAGCACUUUUAUUAACUGAGCACAGAAUGCUGAUCGGGCCCAGAUGCUUACAGAGGGAAUGAGUUACUAUAUACAAUGUGAGGAUGUGAUUCACCUUCUGAGACUUCGUCUGCCCUCUCUCAUCCCCCUGAACCAUCUCAAAAAUAAGAGGAAACAACUAACUGUAAAUAAUGAAUGUGUCUUGUUUUCCUCUCCUUGCCAAAAUGAUCCACUGCCACCUGCUUAUCACCAGCUGUAAGAAAUACUCAGUUGAAGAAAAAUGAAAGGGAGGGGAGGUGUACAAAGAGAAAAAGAGAGAUAACUAUGGGACUGCAGGAUGAGCAUAAUCUGGGAGAGAGAUGGAGGAGCCUUGAGUCAGCAAGGAUAACAGGAAGCCCCACAGCCAAGACAGCUGAAGCUGCUGCAGUAGAAGGCCUGCUGAGCAAACUGUCAACCUAAGGCAAGGCAAGCCAUGGUUUCCAGAGAGGUACUUGGGACAGGAAGGACUUUCAACACCUCUCCAGUUGGCGCCCUGUAUGUAAUUGGAAUACACAAAGCAAGGUCAGCUACCAUCUGGACAUAAUGCUAGGACACAGGCCAAUGACAGGGAAGAGAAAUUCCGAAGGCUUUGCAUUUCUUUUACCUUUUUUGUCUGGCUGUUAACAAACUCAAAAGUAAAGACACUGGAGACUUCAGAUUUUUGUGUGGAGUAUUUUUUUUGGGGGGGGGGCUCAUGGUAACAGUAUGAAACUACAUGUCCAAUUUUAAUUUAUUAAACAUUGUAGUACAGUGUAUGUGUAAUAUUUAAUUGGUGUGACAAAUGGCAAGUUUCAGCCUAUAGAAAUAAGGCUGAGGGCAAACAGAAGUAAGUACUUUACACAGUGUAUAAUUAACUUGUGGGCUUCACUGUCCCAGGAUGAGGUGAUAGCCACCUCUUAAAAUGAAUUUUUAAAAGGAUUGGACAAAUUAUGAAGGAUAAAACCUCAUCAUCUGCCAGCCAUAAUAGCGAAGAAGCCUCCAUAAUCAGAUGCUGCAUAACUACAAUAAAUUUAGGAGGUUGGGGGGUAUUGCAUCCAUACUCUGCCUGUGGGCUUCCCAGAAGCAUUUGGCACACCACUUUUGGAAAUAGUAUGCUUUGCUGUGAUCUAGCAGAACUGUUCUUUGGAGAUGCAAAAUUAAUAUUAUUUUGUUGAAUUUCAUGACUACCCUUCACCCCAACAUCCAAGAACAAGUUACAACAACAAAAUAUUACAAUCAGUUAAAACAAUCUACAGAACUCUUGUUAUAGUCUAGCUCUGGGGCCUAUUUGUAGCUUUCUCCAGCAACAGAAAUUUAAACAGACGGCUGGUCUUGUGCUGUUUCUCCUCUGUGUAGUUUAAUCUGUAUUGUCUAAGUGUCAGAGCUCCACCAAAGAGCCGAUUAAAAAACAAUUCUACAAAUAUUUUGACUGUU